UACUUUUCGCGAUGUUGCCAGUAAAUAUCUUUAACUUAGCAUGCAUUAGAAUUCAUGUAGUAGUACUUCUUGUUUAAGUAAAGAUCUAUUCGUCCACUCAGGGUAAUUGAAAAAAGAAAAAUUUUCCUUAGUAAAAAAAUCCUUCAUCUUGGGAAUUUCAAGAAAGAACACUUCUAUAUUCUUUCGCAAUGGCGUAUCAGUCUGAGAUCCUCCACGGUUCUAAAAACAAUUAUUUGUGUGAACAUUGUUUAAAAUCAUUUUCCAACGCCAGUCGUUUAGAAAUGCAUCUGAGAAUCCAUAAUGGUGAAAAACCAUAUAGAUGUGAGCACUGCUCAAAGGCAUUUUCCGAAGAUUCAAAUUUAAAAAGACAUCAGAAAAUCCACACUGGCGAGAAACCGUAUUCUUGUAAUUAUUGUCCGAAGGCAUUUAUAACAGCGUUUACCUUAAAGACACAUCUGAGACUCCAUACUGGUGAGAAACCGUAUUCCUGUGAAUGUUGUUCAAAGACAUUUUCCUGCUCUUCAAAUUUAAAGAAGCAUCUGAAAGUACAUACUGGAGAGAAACCGUACUCCUGUGAACGUUGUUCAUUGGCAUUUUGCCGCCUUAGCAGUUUGAAAUUGCAUGUGAGGACCCAUACUGGCGAGAAACCGCAUUCCUGUGAACAUUGCUCAAAGUCAUUUUACCGCGCGUCAAGUUUAAAGGAACAUCUGAGGACCCAUUCUGGCGAGAAACCGUAUUCCUGUGAACAUUGCUCAACGUCAUUUUACCACGCGUCAACUUUAAAGACACAUCUGAGAUUCCAUACUGGUGAGAAACCGUAUUCCUGUAAAUAUUGUUCGAAGACAUUUUCCUGUUCUUCACAUUUAAAGACACACCUGAGGUUCCAUACUGGAGAGAAACCAUAUUCCUGUGAACACUGUUCAAAGGCAUUUUACAGCGCGUCAACUUUAAAGAAACAUCUUAGAGUACAUACUGGAGAGAAACCGUUCUCCUGUGAGUUUUGCUCAAAGGCAUUUUCCCUCUCUCCAGAUUUAAAGACGCAUCUAAGAACCCAUACCGGCGAGAAACCGUAUUCCUGUGAACAUUGUUCAAUGGCAUUUUGCCACCUUAGCAGUUUAAAAUUACACCUGAGGACUCAUUCUGGCGAGGAACUGCACCAGAAAUUUUCCUGUGAAGUUUGUCUAAAGAAAUUUUCUCUACUAGUAAACCUGAAAAGGCACGUGAGAAUCCAUACCGGAGAAAAGCCGUUUUCCUGUAAAGUGUGUUCUAAGAAAUUUUCUCGUAAAGAGCACCUGAAAAAUCACUUGAGAAGACAUACUGUAGAAACAAGGCCGUAG
This is a messenger RNA of Uloborus diversus, 1337 nucleotides long. Its product is annotated as zinc finger protein 271-like. The record is from RefSeq and is a predicted model, not a curated record. Bases 189 to 1337 code for a protein of 382 amino acids. The transcript has a single exon. NCBI's taxonomy places the organism in Eukaryota, Metazoa, Arthropoda, Arachnida, Araneae, Uloboridae. Gene Ontology annotation, molecular function: RNA polymerase II cis-regulatory region sequence-specific DNA binding; DNA-binding transcription factor activity. Gene Ontology annotation, biological process: regulation of transcription by RNA polymerase II.